UCGAGCAAAUUCCCAGCUUUUAAGGAAAUUCCCAUCGUUCGCGAAUAAUCCCUUGGCUCGCACAUCACUAGCCUUCGUUCGACACACACCAUAGCGUGCCAUGAAUAACAAUGUCUAUAUAUAUCCCGGCUUUUGUACAGAACUGACGUAAAUUCGGAUAGUGCUGUUAUCGAUCUAUGAAUAUAUCGAUUUCUGUUUAUAAAUUCUCAGUGUUGGUUGACUAGUCUUUAGUGCAACCGGUUUCUGUGAGAAUAGUUUUUGUGUUGAGUGAAUAAAGUGUAACAAGGAAAAAUAUUAAGUGGAAUGUCUUACAAAGGAUCGGAUAAUGAGGAUGAUGACGAUCUCUUGGGUAGGAGCCGGCCGCCACCAUACCAGGGGAGCGCAACUCGAUUGCCCCCCGCUGCGAGUGCCGCAACCACCAACAUGCACAACACAUCUUCGACAGCCGCCGGCGGACCGGUGACCGUCGUGACUGCCCAACCGACCUACCCUGCAGCAGUCAUGUACCAGGGGAACAUGAACUUUGUACCAGUCGGCGUCAACGUGGGACAGGGACCUUUCAUAGGCCCCAAGGAGUCUCCAAUGACCUGCCCCUCCUGUCAGCAGAGGAUUACCACUAAAGUUGAAUACCAGGCCACGAUGAGAACCCAUGUUUGUGCUCUCAUGUUCUGCAUGGUUGGGUGUAUACCGUGCAUGAUCAUCCCGUACGUCAUGGACAGUUGCAAAAACGCCGACCACUACUGUCCCGAGUGCAACGCCUUCCUCGGCACCUACAUACGAGUCUGAUAAUAUAAUCAUGUGAUAAAUAUGGAUGUAAGAAUGUUCUCUAGCACAGUUAGAGCAAAAUGCAUUUAGAAACUAUGUAUUUCCACCCGUGACCACUGUCGGUGUAAUUUGGCCGAAAUGUCGGGUAAAGAAAAGGUAUCGUAGGUACCUUUGUUUAUAGAAAUACAUCGUGAAUAAGUCCCGAUUGUGUAUAAUUAGUACCUAAGUAUGCGUGUUAGUCACGAAAGCUUAAACAUCUUCAGAAACGAUGUAGAGUCCAAUUUAUUGUAUAGAGUGUAGCUACUUUCAAUUAUUUCUUAUUUAAUCCUAAUAAAUAUUAAGAUAAUUGAAGAGUUCGGAUGAAUGUCUAGAUUAGAAAACGAUAUUAUGAUUAUGUAUAAAUAAGUCAAUUUAGAUAAUUAUUUUUGUAUACUUUUUGUGUAACCACAUUUGACAAAUGUGCCUUAUGUUUUAAGUAAAAAUUAUGAUAAUUACAAAAACUUAUAUGCUGUUGCGUUCUGCUGCUUCCUUAUCCAAAAACUUGUGAACUAUGUUAAGUUUCGUUAUAGCAUAGCCAACUGGUUUCUACACAGUGAACCUUUAUAUAUGUGUUAUUGAGAAUAAAAUCAGAGGAUAACCUACUUCAAAUAGUUGGGAACGAAACAAUAAUGUAUGUUAAUUUUUUACUUAGAUAAUGAUUUUGUAAGUAAAUAAUUGAAAUGUU
Helicoverpa zea (corn earworm) is the source of this 1489-nucleotide messenger RNA. Its product is annotated as lipopolysaccharide-induced tumor necrosis factor-alpha factor homolog. Gene Ontology annotation, molecular function: zinc ion binding. The transcript has 3 exons. The record is from RefSeq and is a predicted model, not a curated record. NCBI's taxonomy places the organism in Eukaryota, Metazoa, Arthropoda, Insecta, Lepidoptera, Noctuidae. The coding region runs from base 304 to 786 and encodes 160 amino acids.